Molecule: messenger RNA, 2816 nt
Organism: Pseudomyrmex gracilis
Lineage: Eukaryota; Metazoa; Arthropoda; Insecta; Hymenoptera; Formicidae
Exons: 3
Coding region: 18-2408 (796 amino acids)
Biological process (GO): non-motile cilium assembly; protein localization to ciliary transition zone
Cellular component (GO): ciliary transition zone
Source: RefSeq, a predicted model, not a curated record
UAUCAUUACAUCGGAAUAUGUCGUCUUCCGAUAUGAACUUUUUUGUAAGCGGCUCGUCACAGAGUUCGCAAGACAAACCUGAGUUAGAUUUUAGUCUUUAUCAUGCGUAUCCAAUUAUCGACGACGAUCGUGAUACGAGCUCUGUGCUCACCAAAGGUAAGAGACAUUCGCCGGUGUCGGGGAAUAAAAAUUUACUGGCCGAGGACGGACUGUACGUGUCCGAGAAUCUUUUCACCGACAAACUGAUCAAACCUUAUUAUCGAUUGGACAACGUUAAGUCGCCGCUGCGUUACGAGUCGCGAUCGCAGUUUCGCGGGAAACUCGUUGAAAUCGCUGUUCGCAAAGUUCGCAUUCACAACGAAGAAGAGGGGGAAUCCCGCGAGAAAGAAUCUCGAUCGAUGAUCGAGAUCGUCUCGGUAUCGAUUCUGUUCAAAACGAAACUGAUAUGCAAAGCAAACAGCCCGUUCAAUCGAAAACUUCACAAGCUUCUGAUCAGAGAUCCGGAAUGCCACAAUCUUUCGAUACAGGUGAACGCGCGACACGGCGAAUCCAGCGUGUUGCCGUUGCCGUUGCCCCAACGGUGCGUGAGGGAUCAUCAGAUCGACAUUGACUUCGCGAUCGGCGGCGAAAACUCAGACAGAAUAUACGCGGGAACCGCAACAUGCACCAUUUCCGUUUCGCCUCACGGCGUCGACCAGAUAGACGAUAGCAACAACAACGAACGUGUUUACAGACCGAGCAAUGACCCAAAUGAUCCCCACAACAGCCUAUUUUUAUUGAGACCUCAAAAGUCACGGCAAGUCGUGCCAAGAAAAGACGUUACGUAUUUCUCGCUUGAGGAUCCGGACUUGCUUUUCAACACGGGCGUUAAUGUUAUUCCGCGCGCAAAAUCCCGGCGGGAGUCCGUGUCGAAAUCGCCUGACAUUGUUGUGACGGAACAGCCGGUGUUCUCUUUAUUGAACGUUUCCCUGAAGAACAUAUUUCAAGCGAACCGACCGCUCAGGCCUACGUCGGGCACUCGCAGACAUCACGCCAUAGGGAAGACCGUUCUCGCCGUUACGGUUCUACGAGGGAUUGAAGUGCCCGUUAGGGAGGAGUCGGCAUUGGUCUCGCCGUUGUUGGAGGUGCAAUGGGGCGAUGUUGUCCGCACGACGUCAGUGGCGGACGGUCCAGCGCCGGUUUGGCAGCAGACAAUGCAUUUCGAAUUGCCUCGACAGAACGGCGAGCACAGCGUGAGAUUUCGUCUGUACGAUCAGCACCCGGUCUGGGGUCAGCAGUGGCUCGGCGAAGCGAGGAUUCCGCUCGAGCGUCACAGAAAUUAUCAAGAGCUCGAACGAUGGGUCGCUCUGUCGCCUCUGUUCAGUCCGGUGUUGCUUUUCGGAUACGUGCAAGCGAGCCCCGGACAGUCGCACACCAGAAUUUACGUUCUUGUGAGAAUGGAGCAACCCGGAAACGCAAAUUCCGUCGAGGCCGGCGCCAUCGACACUCUGUCAAAAGGUAUUCAACGUUGUCUGGCAAUUCCCUACAAAAUAAUUGGCGUGGAAACUCCUGACGACGCCGCGCGGCUCGCUAUGCUCCUGUCGUCGUUGCCCGUUCACUACGGUCCGGUAACGCCACGCCAGGCCUUGAAUGUAAACAAAGUGGAUCAUUACGGAAGAGCAGCUUUGUUAGCGACGCUGCUGCAGGGCUUCAGCCUACAAUCGUACGUACUGUUAGGUUCCUCGCAGAUAAGUAAGUGGACAGCGUUCGUUUUGAGUAUCGAGGAAAACGACGUUGUCCUUUGGGAUCCUGAAAUCGGAGAUUAUUACAAAUUAAGCGACAGUCGCUGCUCGCUGAUGAGAGUGUCUCGCUUGAUCAAUCACCUCGGCAUAUGGGAGAACACGCAGAAGUCCGUUUUGCCUCACAAUCUGAAGUACAACGUGACGCUCGGCAAAGAUUGGCGACCGCUCGUGCCGAUCGCCGCGUCGACCGCCAGUCGAUCGGUCCAGACACUGGAGUUGACCAACAACGUCGAGGAUGCAACCAUCGGGAACGAGUCCGCAGAAAUGGAACAAUACUUGCGCGACAAGUUAGCCGGAUGGCGCAGCGCUCUCGGUUUGACAACGAUGUUCAAUCGUCACGCCAUCAGCGUUCUACGGGACUUUCUCUCUGGCAUUCCGAGCGAAACGGGACGCUUCCAACUGGACAGAAAAGAUCUGAAGCAACUGUAUCGAGUUUAUCACGUGCACGGCUUCCUUCUGAACCUGCGUCAGACCGCCCUCGAUGAAUUGGCGGACCAACUGGCGGCCACGAAGGUCAAGGAUGUCACGGGACCUAUUGAAUUCGCUCUCGUUUGCCACGUGCAACGAUACAUCGGCAAGACGUGCUCCAUAUGGAUGGCUCUGGCGAUCUUACGGAGUCGUGGUUAAUUCUUCGAUUCGCGACGAUGUUGUUUUUGCUGUGUAGAAUUUUUUUUUUUUUAUGAAGAAAGUGUGUCCUCGAAAGCAAAUUGUUGUAAAUUCUGUAAAUAUCGUGUAAAUAAUUGUUGUGGAUUGAUAAAAAAGAGAUAAAACUUUGAUAUGUGGAAUCACACACAUGUAUUUCAUUCACUCGAUAUAUCGAAAGCUAUCUAAUCGCUUUUUAACGCACACGUUGCAUCUCUAGAUAUCACAUCGCUUAUCAUUUAUGUCACGAGAGAUAUUAUGAUGUUUAAUCACAUUUAUUGUGUGUAGUACUUGCCAUAUGCGUGCUCAAUUGCAAUUUUCCUAUUUUGCGCAUGAUAUAUUUUUUUUAAGUGUAUAUACACACACAAGUGUAUUUUGUAUAUAAUAAAAACA